This is a messenger RNA of Medicago truncatula (barrel medic), 1352 nucleotides long. RefSeq names its product universal stress protein PHOS34. The transcript has 3 exons. The record is from RefSeq and is a predicted model, not a curated record. Bases 156 to 836 code for a protein of 226 amino acids. Lineage: Eukaryota; Viridiplantae; Streptophyta; Magnoliopsida; Fabales; Fabaceae.
AAUGAACUGAAAGAACACCAAAAUUCAAUAACAUCAAUAGAGAAAGAAAGAAAAAUUUCCUCACACUCCUCUUUGAUCCGUUACUAUAUCAAACUCCAAAUAUUAAUCUUCGCAACUUCGGAAUUUUAAUCCAAAAAACCGUAAUUUUCUCCAACAUGAAUCCACAAUCACCGGUUCGACCUGAACCGGAUCAACCGGCUCGAUUCUCUCUCCCAUCAGGUUCAAACCGCAAAGUCGCGAUCGCCGUUGAUCUCAGCGACGAAAGCGCCUACGCCGUCCGAUGGGCGGUUCAAAACUAUCUCCGACCAGGCGACACCGUCAUCCUCCUCCACGUCCGACCAACUUACGUCCUCUACGGCGCCGAUUGGGGUUCCGUCACCUCCCCCACCGCCGACGGCGGUGACGCCUCCGAGGAAUCACGUCAAAAAAUGGAAGACGAAUUCGACAAUUUCACAUCAACAAAAGCAACCGAUCUUGCACAACCGUUGGUGGAAUCAGAAACUCCCUUCAAAAUUCACAUUGUGAAGGAUCAUGAUAUGAAGGAGAGAUUGUGUUUGGAAGUUGAACGGCUUGGAUUGAGUGCUGUGAUUAUGGGAAGCCGUGGAUUCGGUGCGACGAAGAGAAGUUCUAAUGGGAAGCUUGGAAGUGUGAGUGAUUAUUGUGUUCGUCAUUGUGUUUGUCCUGUUGUAGUUGUAAGGUAUCCGGAGGAGAGUAAUGGCGGUGGCGCCGGAGUUGAAGGGAAUGAUGGUGAAAAAGUUGAACUUCAUCCUGUUAUUGAGGAAGAACAUGAAGAUGAGUAUCAUGAUGCUGAUGAUGAUGAACACAAAGAUGCAUAAUGAGAUUACUGAGCAAUAUCAACAUCCUACUAACUUCAGAAAAUGGUCACAGCAUGCGUCAAAUGGAGAAGAAUAUGUAAAACUUAUCUGGAAGAAUUAUACAUUGUAAAGUGACUGUGUGGGUUGGAAUUUGUAUGCGUUUGAACAGUUUGUUUCUAUACCGCUUCAUGAGUUUGAAUAUACUAUCUUUCUACUACAACAAUGAUUGGAUUUGGAGGCUCUUGAUUGAUCCACUUCAUAUUUGGAAACCAACUGUAGAUGUAGUAACAAUGAAAACUUUGUCUUUGUUAUUGUCUUGUGUUUUAAGGUCAUAAAAUAAUUGGCUUAUGUUCGCCCUGUAAAUAUCCUUUACUGUGGUACAAUUUAUGAAUUAUCAUUUGUCUCAGAUGAUGUCAACAAAACCCAUUUGGAGUUUGUUGUGUUGGAUUAUAGUACAGGUUUCUGGUUACGGUGAAGUGUUUGCUCUGUACUUUCUAGCACUAUUUCUAAAACUAUUGUUGGGUGAUAUUUUUAUCA